Anisakis simplex (herring worm) is the source of this 564-nucleotide messenger RNA. The record is from the annotation of a GenBank genome assembly. NCBI's taxonomy places the organism in Eukaryota, Metazoa, Nematoda, Chromadorea, Rhabditida, Anisakidae.
CUAUCGAUACCUGGCAACUACUUUCGCGAUCCGUUGAAUCGCAUGGUGAAAGAUGGCAUGACCGAGGAGAAUUCGAUUUCUCUCGCAAAUAUCGAAAAAUUCGCUACACACGUAAGUGAGUGUAUGCAUCCGGUGCGUAGAAAGCGUUCUCCGAAGACCACUGAACAGCAAGAUCAAAAUGACUGCGUUGAAAAGCAACAGAUGCACGAUACCGAAUCGGGUGAUUCUGUGAGGCACAUAGGAGAUGGAGGCGAUGAUGGAUGCAGUAAAAGCAUUGGUGAAUUCAUAGCUAAUCGCAUGUUUUCGGCGAAACGACAUAAGAAUCGUUCAGCGUGGAAAAGGAAGACGAAAAAACAUAAAGCGGAUGUCGAGCAACUGCAUGUACUGGCAUUGAUUGUGCAAAAAUGUUGGGUGGAUUUAGCUGUGGCGCGGAACGAUAAAGCUUCGUUGAGUCGUCUAUGGGAGUGGAGUGUACAGAAUAAACUGGAAGCAAGUCUCUUGGAAAGCCGACGUUUGAAAAAUAUUUUCGCCACCAAAAUCGGCCGAGCGACUUCCAAGGAAUAG